AACAACUGCAGCAACAGCCGAGGACACUAUGGACACACUCAGACUGACCUUCCUCAUCCCCUUGUUGUCCAGCUCGUUGGUCUGGAGUGGAUACCUGGAAAAUAACCAAGAUGUCUUGAAACCAGAGGGCUGGACUCAUGUUGGCCGGGUCGACCCAACAGAGGAGCUGGAGCUGACCUUUGCCCUCAAGCAGCAGAACAUUCACCUGCUGGAGGAAAGACUCAGGCUUGUGUCGGACCCUGACUCAGCUCAAUAUGGUAAAUACCUCCACCUAGAGGAAAUAGCCUCCCUUGUGCAUCCAUCUGAACUGACCCAGAAGGUGGUACAUCACUGGCUGCAGAGUCAUGGGAUUAAAGACUGUCAGACUGUCCAGACUCAGGACUUUUUACAGUGCACCAUGACUGCAGAGGUCGCAGAGACGCUGCUUCCAGGUAGCAAAUUCCACCGUUAUACCAGAGACAGCCAGUCUGUAGUGAGGUCUUCAGCUCCGUACUCUGUUCAUGAUGAUAUUCACCAGCACCUUGACUUUGUUGGAGGGCUUCACCGCUUUCCUCCUAAAGGGCUGGACCCCAACAAAGCCUCAUCUAACAGAAAGCAAAAGCAGUCAAAGGCUGGGAUACACCUGGGAGUGACUCCUGCCAUCUUGAGGGCUCGCUAUAACCUGUCAGCAAGUGAUGUGGGAACGGCUGGGAACAACAGCCAGGCUGUCGCCCAGUUCUUGGAGCAGUACUACAGCCCAGCAGACUUGGCUGAGUUCAUGGCGAUGUUUGGUCGGAGCUUCAAGCAUCUGUCUGAGGUGGACCGGGUUGUAGGCAGCCAAGGAAAAGGAAAGGCUGGUAUAGAGGCCAGUCUGGAUGUGGAGUACAUCAUGAGCACAGGGGCAAACAUCUCCACGUGGGUCUUCACUAAUCCAGGUCGUCAUGAGUCCCAGGAGCCUUUCCUCCAGUGGAUGGUUCUGCUCAGCAACAUGACUGACCUGCCCUGGGUUCACACCAUCAGCUACGGGGACGACGAGGACAGCCUGUCUACUGCCUACAUGAUGCGCAUCAACACAGAGUUUAUGAAAGCUGGCGUCAGGGGCAUCUCUUUGCUCUUUGCCUCCGGUGACAGUGGUGCUGGAUGCAAACAUUUGGGUAAAGGACAAAACUGUUUCAGGCCCAGUUUUCCUGCCUCAAGCCCCUAUGUGACUACAGUAGGAGGAACCUCAUUCAAGAAUCCAUUCAAACUGACAUAUGAAGUUACAGAUUAUAUCAGUGGAGGAGGCUUCAGCAAUGUCUUCAAGAUGCCAGAAUACCAGGCCAGUGCAGUGGAUGGCUAUCUGAAAACUGUAGCUGCAGCCCUCCCACCUCAGGCUUACUUCAAUAUCAGUGGCAGGGCCUAUCCAGACAUGGCUGCUCUGUCUGACAAUUACUGGGUGGUCAUGAACAGAGUACCUAUCCCAUGGGUGUCUGGGACUUCGGCAUCGACCCCGGUGGUUGGCGGCAUGCUGUCUCUCAUCAAUGAUCAGCGGCUGCUGAAGGGCCUGCCUGUCCUGGGCUUCCUCAACCCACGCCUCUACAAGCUCAAGGGACAGGCCUUAUUUGAUGUGACUGAAGGUUGUCAUCUGGGCUGCCUAGACGAGCAAGUUCAGGGGAAUGGUUUCUGUGCUGCACCAUCAUGGGACCCGGUGACUGGCUGGGGAACACCAAACUACCCUGAACUGCUGGCUGUACUGCUGGCAGAGUGAACAUCCCCAGGUCCAGAAAGUUAAACCAUUAGGGCAGUUUCUGCUCUGAGAGCAGGUACUAUACACACAUCCAAAAUCCUGACGCGGCUCCUGAUGCCAAAGGCACAAUGGUGACAUGGAGGAAAAACGAUGCCUACGGUCUAGAUUUAUGCCUUUUAAUUUUAUUCUGAUUUUCAUGUGAGAUUGAAAUAUUGCAGUAUUACAAUCUACAGGGAUCUUUUUUUUUUUAAAUUCUCAAUCAUACUACUUAUUUUUACUCCAAAAGGCUUAAAACCUGUUCAGAUAUUUUUAGGUCAGGGUUAGUGGUGGGAUUUUAAUGCUUCACUGCAGUUGCCUGUUUCUGCUGUUCAUUGAAUUUUAUCUGACCCAGAUUUUUCUGUGAAUCUCUUACACAAGAACUUGCAGGCAGAUGGGUGUUACAGUAAUCUUGUGCUUUGAAAUCAUGCUGCUAACUAUACAGCAAUGAGAAGUGUGGAUAAAAUGGUUGCUAUGCAUAAAACUUAAAAUGCUGAAAUACUCACACCAAUCACCUUAGUUGCACACACAGGCCUAUUUAAAUCUAUUUUGUAACCACUGGACGAAAAUAUAAAACAACAUUUUUAUUGUUUGUCAUGACUUGUAAUUAAAAAACGAUCAAAGCCCUUUUCUAUACAUACAUAAGGCUUAUUUUUCAAAUGUGUUUAAAUCUUUAUGUGAAUGCAUAAUAAGACACUGAAUAAACAGCAGCAGUACACAGGUGUGCCUGGGGCUGUUCACAAUAAAAGGCAAUGCUCAAAUGAGCAGUUUAUCACAAAGCAAUGCAGAUAUGGCAAGUUUUGAGGGAGUGUACUUGGAGCUGUUGCCCUUCUAUUGAUGGUCCUCUCACUACCGUAAGCCGUCUCCAAUGUCGUUUCCAGGAAUUUGGCAUUACAUCCAUUUCUGCAAAGUGUUAGAAACAGUCUCAUGGAGGCUCAUCUCCAUGCUUAUUGUCUUCUUCACCUGACUGUAGUUCCUACUUGACUGACUUGAGUAGGCAAAUGCUCGCCUUCAAUGUCAUCUGGCAGUUUGGGAAAGGGUUCUAUACACAGAUGAAUCCCAGUUUUCACUUUACUGGGAAGAUGGCAGACUGAUGGUGAGCUGUUUGCUAAUGUCAACGUUGUAACCAGGGUGCACCAUGGUGGCAGUGAUAUUAUGGUUUGGGGAGACAUACUCUACGAACAAUCAACACAAUGCAGAGAUAACAUGACAAGAUCCUGAGGCCAUGUCAUUCAUCCACCGCCAUCCCCUAGUGUUGCACCAUGAUGUGCACAGACCCAUAUUACAAGGAUUCGCACACAAUUCCUGGAAGCGCAGAACAUCAAAGUUCUUGCAUGGCCUGCAUACUCAGACAUGUCAACCAUUGAGCAUGUUUGGGAUGCCCUGGAUCAGAGUGUACGACUGUGUUCCAGUAUUCAGCAACUUUGCUCAGCCAUUGAAGAGGAGUGACCACCCCUCCAUAACCCAUCAUCAACCACCAUCAACAACCUUGUCAACUCUAUGUGAAGGAUAUGUUCCGCACUGCAUGAAGCACUCGCCACACCAGAUACUGGCUGGUUUAACCCCAGAAAAAAAACACGUGAAUUCAUAUGAAAUCCAUAGUUCAGUGCCCAAUUAAUAUCCUUUUUUCCAAGAUAAAACUGCACAUUUCAGAGUGGCUGUUUAUUGUAAUUGGGCUAAGGCACACCUGUGCAAUAAUCAUGCUGUUUAAUCUGUAUUGAUCAGCCACACCUGUCAGGUGUUUAGAUUAUCUUGGCAAAUCUCACUAACACAGAUUUAAAUGAAUAUGUGAACAUAAUUUGAGGGAAAUAAUCCUUUUGUGUGCAUAGAAAAAGUCUUACAUCUUUUAUUUCAACCCAUGAAAAAUGAGCAAAAACAUGAGCGCUGUUUAUAUUUAAGUAUAUUAAGACAUUAUAUUACAUGUCAUUCAAAAAUCUACUCUGGAUGCAACAAUCUUUUUUUAUUUUUAGCAUUUAGGAAAUUGUUGGACUUGUUUAGUUUAUAGUAAGAUUUUAAUGCUAUUCUGCAGGGACAAGCUAGUUAAGUCAUUUAAAGUCAAAUAUUUUUGCAUGCAACUCUACAAAUGUCAGUUGUGAGUCGUGACACAUACCGUCUGCGGUGUAAGUUGGGCAGGACCUGUAAAACUUGAUUAUUUUUUGGUUUGAUCUGCAGCCGCAAAUCAACCACAUGCACUGUAGAUAAAAAAAGUGGGUUAAAAGUGAUUCAGCAACUCUACCCACCAGUCUGUCGUCUUUGCACUCUUUGACCAUGUAAAUCCUCAAAUCAGAAAAAGCUGCCUGUGUUGUAUUGUUUGAGAAAAUGUAAUAAAGAUGGAUUUUUACUU
Scomber japonicus (chub mackerel) is the source of this 4085-nucleotide messenger RNA. RefSeq names its product tripeptidyl peptidase I (gene tpp1). Gene Ontology annotation, molecular function: tripeptidyl-peptidase activity; serine-type endopeptidase activity. The record is from RefSeq and is a predicted model, not a curated record. Bases 29 to 1726 code for a protein of 565 amino acids. Gene Ontology annotation, biological process: central nervous system development; proteolysis. The transcript is spliced from 13 exons. Lineage: Eukaryota; Metazoa; Chordata; Actinopteri; Scombriformes; Scombridae.